AUGGCAUUUAAAGUUCUUUCUUUCUUUUUUACCUUCACCUUGAUCUGCGACUUUGCCCUUGCUUCUAACGAAUCUCAGUGUAAAGAUGGGAUUAUCCUUCCCAAAUGGACCCCCACUACCAAUCUCAGUAAAGGGGACGUCAUUGCCAGAGGCAUCAUAUAUUUUAUCGCUCUGGUUUACAUCUUUGUGGGCGUAUCUAUUAUUGCCGAUCGGUUUAUGGCUGCCAUUGAAGUCAUAACUUCUAAGGAAAAAGAAGUAGUCAUCAAGAAGCCUAAUGGAGAAACGCAAACGAUCAGCGUUCGAAUCUGGAACGAGACAGUAUCCAAUCUGACCUUAAUGGCUUUAGGUUCAUCAGCACCGGAAAUUUUACUUUCUGUUAUUGAAGUCAUAGGACAAGGGUUCGAAGCAGGAGACUUAGGUCCUGGAACCAUCGUUGGUAGUGCAGCAUUCAACAUGUUUGUCAUCAUCGCCAUUUGCGUUUGGUGUAUCCCAUGCAAUGAAAGCCGAAAAAUUAAGCACCUUCGGGUUUUCUUCGUAACUAUGACUUGGAGUGUUUUUGCUUACAUCUGGCUUUACCUCAUCCUCACAUGGUCUUCCUAUGGUGUUAUUGAAGUUUGGGAAGGAAUUGUUACCUUCCUGUUUUUCCCUACAACUGUCCUAACCGCUUACAUAGCGGACCGCAGACUCCUUAUCUACAAGUACCUCUCUAAAAAGUAUCGCAUGAAUAAAAGAGGGGUUAUUGUAGGUGGCGAAGGUGGUGAAAGUGCUGGAGCCGUCGAAAUGGGACCUGCAGGAAACAAAGCCACCUUGAAUAACGGAUUGAAGGUCUUUGAUGAAGAGGAGAAUGAAGAUGUGAAAGAAUUCGAAGAUCAUCGCCGGGAGUACAUCCAGCUGUUACGAGAAUUGCGAAGAAAAAACCCUGAAAAAUCUAUGGAAGAAUUGGAACUGAUGGCUAGAGAAGAGAUUCUGGAGAAAGGACCUAAAAGCAGGGCCUUUUACAGGCUUCAAGCGACAAAGAAGCUAACUGGAGGAGGUAAUCUGAUCAAGAAAAAGCUGGAAAAGCCCGAACACGACAAGGAAGAAUCUAAGGAGACCAUCAAGGAUGACGUUUGCCGAAUUUACUUUAACCCCGCCCACUACACUGUUAUGGAGAGCGUGGGACAAUUCGCCGUCUCAAUUAUUCGAUCCGGUGAUGUGUCGCACGCUGUCUGCGUAGACUUCGAGACUGAGGAUGGGACAGCGGAAGCAGGCUCUGAUUAUGAACCCUUGGCCGGGACAAUCAUCUUCCGUCCUGGGGAGACACAGCAACAGGUGUUCAUCACAGUCAUAGAUGACGACAUCUUCGAGGAAGACGAACAUUUCUACGUUCGUCUCAGCAAUCCGCGGUCCCUAGAACUGGCAACACCCUCCAUCGCGACUGUCAUGAUCUUGGACGACGACCAUAGUGGAGUUUUCGGAUUUCAAGAGCAGGCUGAGGAAGUACCUGAAUCUAUUGGUGAAUACCGGCUUAAGGUGGCGAGGUACAGUGGAGCUCGAGGUCGCGUUAUCAUACCAUUUAGAACGCUUGAAGGAAGUGCCAAGCCAGGGAAAGAUUACAAACACGUGGAAGGAAUAUUAGUCUUCGAAAACAACGAAAAUGGGAAAGAAAUUCCAAUCCAAAUUGUUGAUGAGGAGAGUUACGAGAGAGACGCAAUAUUUUACGUUGAACUCGGAGAUCCUAGGACGGAAGAAGAUUAUAUAAAAGAGCAAUCUGGCCAACUCUUAGACGAGCAGAGACCGAGCUCUGAGCUGACUGAAGCUGAGAAAGUAGCUCUUCUUGGCAAACCGAGGCUUGGCGACAACUAUAAGAUUCAACUACGCAUCAAAGAAAGCAAAGAGUUCAAAAACACUGUUGACAAGCUGUUUGAAAAGACUAAUGUUGCCAUGACAAUUGGUACGUCUUCAUGGAAAGAGCAAUUUCUAGAUGUCAUAACUGUCAGUGCUGGUGAUGACGAUGACGAUGAAGAAAAAAUGCCUUCGUGUUCCGACUAUGUGAUGCACUUCUUUACAAUAUUUUGGAAGGUGCUUUUUGCCUUUGUUCCACCAACCGAUUGCAUGGGUGGUUGGGCCUGUUUUAUAUCCAGCAUCGCUGUCAUCGGCGUUUUGACAGCUCUAGUUGGCGACUUAGCGUCGCAUUUUGGCUGCACCGUCGGACUCAAGGAUUCCGUGACGGCCAUAUCAUUAGUAGCUCUUGGAACAAGUGUACCAGAUACAUUCGCAAGCAAAGUAGCAGCUCAAAACGACAAAUAUGCCGACUCUUCCAUAGGUAACGUGACCGGCAGUAAUGCUGUGAAUGUCUUCCUUGGUAUUGGAAUUGCCUGGUCGAUAGCUGCCCUCUACCACGCUUCAAAAGGACAAACUUUCAGAAUCCAUCCGGGAAAUCUUGCAUUUUCUGUCACCCUCUUCUGCGUCUGUGCGUUUAUAUGCUGCACGGUGCUAAUGCUACGAAGAAGCGCAUUGGUGGGAGGGGAAUUGGGCGGGGCCAUGCGUUACAAGGCGCCCACAGUGGUGCUUUUUGUUGGACUGUGGGUCUUCUAUGUGUUCAUGUCCAGCCUGGAAGCAUACGAAGUCAUAAAGGGCUUCUAA
Messenger RNA from Uloborus diversus, 2625 nucleotides. RefSeq names its product sodium/calcium exchanger 3-like. Gene Ontology annotation, molecular function: calcium:sodium antiporter activity. Bases 1 to 2625 code for a protein of 874 amino acids. Gene Ontology annotation, biological process: sodium ion transmembrane transport; cell communication; calcium ion import across plasma membrane. The transcript is spliced from 8 exons. Gene Ontology annotation, cellular component: sarcolemma; postsynapse; axon. The record is from RefSeq and is a predicted model, not a curated record. Lineage: Eukaryota; Metazoa; Arthropoda; Arachnida; Araneae; Uloboridae.